Macrobrachium nipponense is the source of this 3694-nucleotide messenger RNA. RefSeq names its product sodium-coupled monocarboxylate transporter 1-like. Bases 210 to 2147 code for a protein of 645 amino acids. Gene Ontology annotation, cellular component: membrane. The transcript is spliced from 12 exons. Gene Ontology annotation, biological process: sodium ion transport; transmembrane transport. NCBI's taxonomy places the organism in Eukaryota, Metazoa, Arthropoda, Malacostraca, Decapoda, Palaemonidae. The record is from RefSeq and is a predicted model, not a curated record. Gene Ontology annotation, molecular function: symporter activity.
ACCCACAAAACCUCCAGUAAUAAGCAGAGCGGGGUUUGUUCGAGACCGCUCCUGAGACGCUGCUUUCACAAGGCUGGCUAUACCUCACUUUUAGUCUGCUCCGAUUUCUCCUAGGGUGUUCACGCCGUGCGACUUAGGUAACGGAGGCGUUUUGUCUGGUUUUUCGCCAGUUCGUCCCGUCUUGAAACUCGCAAGGUAUCAAAAUCACGAUGAACGAAUCUUCGCCAGACCUCACCGAUGGCAGCGCCACCUGGCUGGCGCAGAGCCACUUCACCCUUGUGGAUUACGCCAUCCUCGGCUGCGUCCUGGUCUCGUCGGUGGUCGUCGGCGUCCUCGCCGGCUGGAGGAAGUCCUCCUCCUCGACCAAGGUGUUCUUGGUCGGGGGCAGGGACAUGAACCCCGUGGCCGUCUGCCUGUCUCUCCUCGGGGGCGUCGUAUCGUCCAUCUCCAUUCAAGGGAACUCCACGGAGGUGUACCUUCACGGGACGCAAAUCUGGCUGAACCUUCUGGGCUGCUUCUGGGGAAUCAUCGUCGUCAUGUUCGUCAUCUUGCCCAUUUUCUACCCUCUGAAUUGUGGGUCGUUGUGUCAGUACAUCGAGGUGCGCUUCAACUCCCGUCCCCUGAAGAAGCUGGCCUCCCUCACCCAGAUCCUGAACAACAUCAUGUACCUGGGCGUCUGCCUCUACGCCCCCUCGCUGACUUUGAGUUCCGCCCUGGGCAUUCCGACCUACGUGGCUGUGGCGGUGUUUGGCAUCGCCUGCGCCAUAUACGUCACUCUGGGCGGCAUACGGGGCGUGAUCUACACAGACAUCAUCCAGACUCUCAUGAUGUUCGUGGGUGUGUUCGUCGUCAUAGUGCAGGUGGUCUCCGAUCUCGGGGGCGUCCCCGAAGUGUGGAACAUCGCCGAAAGAGGCGGAAGGAUCGAAUUCCUCAAUUUUGACUUUAGUCCUUUGGAGCGCCACACGUUCUGGUCAGUGCAGUGCCUCGGGUUCUACUUCGUCGUCAGCACCAUUGGCAUCUCCCAGACGCAGUAUCAGAGACUGACGUCAGUCAGCACGUUGCCGACGUCACAAGGGCUGUGCGUUGCUUUCCUCGUCGGGUUGACCAUUCUUUGGUCUCUGUUUUACUUUUCCGGCCUAGUGGCAUACGCAGCUUACUCAGACUGCGACCCCGUGACGAGUGGGCAGGUAGAGAAGGCCGACCAGAUCCUGGCGUUCAUGGUAGGAGAUAAACUGACCCACAUCCCAGGCAUGAUUGGGCUUUUCGUGUCCGCUGUGGCUGGAGCCCUGUUGAGUUCCCUUUCGUCCUUUGUGAACUCGACAGUUGUCUUACUGUGGGAAGACAUCUUCAGUGGCUGGGAAUUCUUCAGCAGAAUGUCUCCCAAAACGACAAUGCUCCUCACACGCACACUCUGUUGCGUCAUCAUAGUGGUAGCGGUGGGGUCAGCCGUGAUCAUUGAGAAAUUCGGGACCCUGUUCCAGGCGGCCUACACCAUCUCCGGGACACUACUGAGUCCUUUCGAUGGUCUCUUCUUCACGGCCAUCGCCGCCCCCUGGGUCAACGUCAAGGGAAUCAUAAGCGGGUUCCUGGCAGCCAUGUCCUUCAACAUGUGGCUCAGCAUGAGCAGGUUGGCUCGCGGAGCCGGGAGCACCGUGGCCCUGCCACUAGCGACAGACGGCUGCUACCCGGAUUCCGGAGCGUUCCCAGAGGUUGGCGCGAUGAACGGCUCCCAUUCCCAUCCGUUCCUCUUGGCGUCGUCGGUCUCCAACGCUACGAUCGAGACUUCGCUUCGUUCACCAGAUGACGGAAACUCUUACCCAGCCAUUCUUGACGUAUCGUAUUGUUACAUCGGAUUGAUGGGUAUGAUUAUAGUCUACGUGGUGGCCACUAUAGUGUCACUCAUUACAGGGGUGACGAAGCCGUCUGAAAUCGACCAGCGACUGGUAAGCAAAACAUGCUUCCGGUUGUACAGCUGGCUAUACAGCUGCCUGUCUCCAGCACAGACAGACCCUCCCAAAGCCGAAGUUUCUUCGCAGACCUCGCCCUCGGCACCGACCGAAGUCAGACCGAGUAAAGCAGAAGCGCAGAUCGAAGAUACCGUCGUCAAAAUUCCCUCGUAUUCGAAGGACUCCUCUUGCUCGUUAUAGUUGGGCUGAAGAGUUCUGGGAGAGUUCCUGGGAAGCUGCCAGAAUUCUGCAACUCAUACUCGAUGAGGUGAACGUCUUCCCUCCGUUUCGCGCCCGUUUCCGCCUUUUUCGAGACCAAACUUGAACGUCAAGUAAAAAAAAAAUAAAAAAUAAAAAUAAAAGCGGGCUUCGACAGUCUCGUUUUGACAUGCCGGUAAUCUCUCCACGAUUUGUACUUUUUUAUUUCCCCAGAAACGUAGCGAAUCCUUCGUUGUCCUUCAAAACAUUCCAAAAAUUGUUUUGACAUUCAGGUAUAAGCCUCUAGAGGUCACAGAGCUCCCUACGCGGGGCCACAUUCCUCUUAGUAGAAUGGUUCCUAAAAAUUUGUAUUGUAUUUUUCCAAAUAAAUCUGCUCCUUUCUUGGCUUCACCUUUGUACGCUUAAAGGUUCUGUUCUGUUGUCGCACAUUACCAUUACAAAUUUAAUGUAAGUUUUCCUUUAAUUAUUAUUGCCUCUUUUAAUUUUCUUCCUGAUUGUCAGUAAUUAUCUCAGGUUGAUAACGUGACUUUCAAUGUCGUCAAGGACAGACGAAGAGCUAAAUUUAACACCAUUCAAUGCACUGCACUGCAGGGGCGCGCCGCUCGCCGAAAUUCGAGGAAUGAUCGAAAUCAUUAGCAGUUUUCAACUGUAUUAUGUCGAAAUAAACGUAUCCUAAAACUUUAUUGCUAAAUAUAUAAAAUAUAUAAACUUUAUUGCUAAAUAUAUAAAAUAUAUAAAAUUAAUAGUCACCCACUAAAACAUUCCAUUCUCUCUAGCGGUAGCGUCAUGAAGAAAAUGGUUAUGACAUUGGGAGAACUUGUCCAAGAGGUCUUGAGUCUCCCAGGAUUCUUGAAAGUCAAAAAAAUUAUUUGUUUUGCUGUUUUCUCAAAACUUACGUUUUUCGAUACUAAAUGCUUAUGCUUCCAAGAAGAGUGUUUUAUAUUCAGUGAAACUUUCACAGAGUGUAUGUAGUAUAACUAUAUAUCUUUAUUUUGUCGUCUGGAAAAUAAUGUUUCUGUGCAAUGUUUUUUUCAUAUUUUUCUGAAAAGUGACGCCAUUAUUUUUUUCAAUUGCAAAACAAUUGAACUUAAGUCGAAUUUUUAAAUUUCCCAGGGAGAGAAUUUUCAUUAUUAGUUGUACAAUAAGUGGUAAGAAUUUGAACCAAAUCCAUUCAAUCAUGAGGUAGAAAGAGUCAUUCACUAUAACUUAUAAGUAAUGGGGUCUUAUGGCGUCAAUGCUCCCUUGAAUGCAAGUUUACUUCUAUGUCCUUCUUAAUUAAUUCCUCUGAUCCAUUUCUGCCAUAUUAACCUGGAUCUUGAAAACUUUGUAAGAGCUCCAUUUCUAGAUAACUUUGUCAGAAAUGAAGGGAAAAUAAAAUAUCAUCGAGGUUCUUGGAAGUCUAAGCAUUAUAUGAUAUUUUGUUUUUAUGUUUUGUUUGAUUGUGUUGUAAAUAUUUCACACGUACUUCUGAGCAUAUUUUGUAAUUUCACUUGUUUUCAAGAGCAAUAAAGUUUUGAGUUGGAAGAUAU